This is a messenger RNA of Rhincodon typus (whale shark), 5137 nucleotides long. RefSeq names its product SMG8 nonsense mediated mRNA decay factor (gene smg8). Gene Ontology annotation, biological process: nuclear-transcribed mRNA catabolic process, nonsense-mediated decay. The transcript is spliced from 4 exons. Bases 94 to 2835 code for a protein of 913 amino acids. The record is from RefSeq and is a predicted model, not a curated record. NCBI's taxonomy places the organism in Eukaryota, Metazoa, Chordata, Chondrichthyes, Orectolobiformes, Rhincodontidae.
GGAUGAGAUGAACGGCGGGACUAGCUGUCGGGAACGGUUGUGGGCGCAGCGGUUCCUCCGCCGGACAGGGUUGAAGACGGGACGGUGCGCAAGAUGGCGGCGGCCAGGGCGCUGGGGGCCGUAUUGGCCUCGGAUGGCGAAGAAGCGGCCUGGAAGGAUGAGGAGAUGUGCGUAGUGGGGAUAUUCGGAAAGACGUCGGAGUUAAGCGCGCAGAAACACGCCAUCAUCAACACCUUGUGCGACAAGCCGGUCUUUCCCCUCUACCCGGGGCUGCCCGGCGGCCAUCAUCAGGGCAACAACUUACUGCAGUGCUACUACAACCAGGAUAGCAAAGUCCUCUACCUGCUGCUCACCGCCGUCUGCGACCACCAGCAGCUGCUGCAAGCCUGCAGGGCCCUGGCCGACGAUGUUUCCCACGCCGAGGCCCAUGAGUUCUGGAAAGGCGAGGAGAAGCUCCACUGCAUCCACCUGCUCUAUCUCUUCUCGGUCUCCCACAUUCUCCUUCUGGUCCACCCCACCUGCUCCUUCGACAUCACUUACGAUCGUCUUUUCAGAGCCUUGGAUACCCUCAGGCAAAAAGUCCUUGGCUACCUGAAGAACGCGAUUAAGGAUUGCCCGGUGGGGAAGGAGUGGAGAUUGAACUGUAGACCCUGCCCCCCGAGACUCCUGUUUAUUUUCCAGCUCAACGGGGCGUUGAAGGUCGAGCCCAAGGGUCUCGACCCCUCAAACCUGGAUAAGCCCAAGAAACAUUCCCCAAAGAGGAGGCUCCAGCAUGCCUUGGAGGAUCAGAUUUACAGAAUUUUCAGGAAGAGCAGGGUUCUGACCAACCAGAGCAUUAACUGUUUGUUCACUGUCCCUGCCAACCAGGCAUUUGUUUACGUGCUGGCUGGGCAGGAGGACGACCCGAUCAGUAUGUUGAUCGGGCAGCUCAAAAGCACUUGUGCCAUCAGGGAGCAGGAGUCCCUCCCUUUGCCUGGAUCUCGGCGCUAUCAGAUGAUGAGGCAUGUCCGCCAGCCAUCCUUCAUACUGGAAAGCAACCUCAACAGUUCCAGUGGGCAGCUGGUGGACUGCACCCUGAAAGAGUUCCUGUGGCAACACGUGGAGCUGGUUCUGACAAAAAAAGGAUUUGAGGAUAGUGUAGGGAGGAACCCACAGCCAUCACACUUUGAACUUCCUGCCUAUAAAAAUUGGCUAACAGUGGCUUCAAAACUCUAUGAUGUUAUGCUAAGUGGAAAGGAUGAAGAACUUGGAUUUCUUACUGGGGACCUUUCCUCCAAGAUCCAAGGUCAGCUGAAAGGUCUUGACGGGUUCUUGGAUGCAGAUAAUAAGUUUUCAGAAAAUCGUUGCCAAAAGGCCCUACCUCUGGCUCACAGUGCCUACCAGUCAAAUCUACCUCACCAUUACACCACGACUGUCCACAAGAACCAGUUAGCACAGGCCCUACGUGUCUACAGUCAACAUGCCCGUGGGCCAGCCUUCCAGAAGUAUGCCAUGCAGCUGCAUGAAGACUGCUACAAGUUUUGGAGUAAUGGGCACCAGUUGUGCGAAGAAAGAAGCUUAACGGAUCAACACUGUGUUCACAAAUUCCAUCUACUGCCUAAACCGGGAGAAAAACCAGAGCCUGACAGGAACCCACCCGUGCUGUAUCACAACAGCCGUGCUCGCUCCACCAGCUCCUGCAACUGUGGCCGCAGGCAAGCCCCUCGAGAUGAUCCCUUCGACAUCAAGUCAGGCAAUUACGAUUUCUAUCAGCUUCAAGAGGAGAAAUGCUGCGGGAAACUCGAGCACUUCUAUUUUCCUGUCUUCCAACCCAGCACUCCCGACCCAGCUCCAGCCAAAAACGAAUCAACUGUAUCAUCACUGCCCCCGCAAGAAGGUGAAGGGGAGAAAAUGAAAGAAAAAGAGGCUCAGACCCAAGGAGAGAGCACUAGUCUCAGUCUGGCACUCAGUCUUGGACAAUCCACAGACAGUCUGGGUACAUUUCCCCCUGAUCCCCAUGCAGGGGGAGACAAUCCUGAUGCGCAUGGCCAGGGAGGGGAGGCUAAAGUAGAAAAGAGACCCAGUCUUGUGGAUCGACAGGUAUCAACAGUGGAAUAUCUGCCUGGCAUGUUAAAUUCCAGCUGUCCAAAGGGACUUUUACCUAAAUUUUCAAGUUGGUCCUUCGUCAAGCUGGGCCCUUCCAAAGCUUACAACUUCCACAGGGGCCUGGACCAGAGUGGCUUCAUUCCUGGAACGAAUUACCUGAUGCCUUGGGACAUAGUCAUCAAAACCAGGUCAGAGGAUGAAGUGGACAUGGACAGUAAUUCCUGGCCUGCUCCCAACAAAUCUGUACCAACCAAACGGGCUACCAACGUGAUUGGCCGAGGCAGGCGGAGGGAUGACAUCGCGCGGGCGUUUGUUGGCUUUGAAUAUGAGGAUUCACGGGGUCGCAGGUUCAUGUGCUCGGGGCCAGAAAAGAUUAUGAAGGUAAUGGGGAGUGGGCCAAAAGAGUCUGCCAUCAAAGCCCUCUCCUCUGACAUGCCCCUGUACAUCCUGUCUCCAUCUCAAGGCCGAGGUCUUAAGCCGCACUACGCCCAGCUCACAAGGCUGUUUAUUGUGGCUCCUGAUGCCCCGUUACAGAUUGUACUCACGCCACAGGUUCAGCCUGGGCCUCCACCCUGCCCUGUCUUUUAUCCCGAGAAGCAGGAAAUACCUGUUCCACCCGAUGGACUCUGGGUGCUCCGAUUCCCUUAUGCCUACGUCACAGAUCGUGGACCCUGCUUCCCCCCGAAAGAGAACCAGCCAUUGAUGAGUUACCGAGUACUACGGGGGAUCCUUAAGGCUAUCCCACAGUGAUGAUGUUUUCCUGAUUAUGUGAUGCUUUUUUUGAGAAAGAAAGAGUUCUUGUUUUCCCUCACCGCUGUCUUCGCGGAAAGGUGGGAAGGAUCAUUUGUUGGCGUGACCCAAGCCACAGCUUAGGGUUGAACCCGAAAGGCCUCAGUGAUAUGAAUCCUCUUGUUGCCUGAACAGGCCGGCAGUGUAAACAGAAUCAUUUAGCAAAAGCAGACAUACCUUUUCCUGACUGAAAGGGUUAAUGAUUCCAAGCCCAGGGGCACUUCCCAUUACAGUAUUCCGCAUACUCUUUGUGCAUAUUCUGGUAAAAUGAGGUGCAAUCUGUCUUGGUCAAACUUCCGCCUGGUGUAUGUGAAGAAACAUAAGCAUUUUGCAUUUCUAGGAAAGUGUCUUCUUCCUGUCAUAUGACACAAACCAUGAACCCAGUUGUGUCACUCAAUGGGUGAUGAUGCAGCAAUUAGUCAGACAUAAAGGGAUAGCUCAAUGAUUUUAAACAAAGGCCAUGGUUUUGAGUAAGGAUCCUGUAUACUACUACUGAGAAAUCUUAAGCCAAAUCCUGAUUGCACUGCAAAACCUCCCUUUAUUGGUUGGCCAUUUGGUAGCCUUUACCUGGGUCUAUAAAAGUGGGUUUGGGUAGCAGUGAAUACUGAAAUUUUUGUCUGGGAUUCUCUUCUAAGUACAUUGUAGUGGUGCUGCAAGUUACUAAAAAUUAUUUUGUCAGCUCACUGGCUCCUGUAGUCUGACCUGAUGCACCCUAACUGGCAAUUUGUGCUGAAUAAGGAAGAGUUAACUGUUGUUAUGGUUUUACAUUGGGUUUGUGCCCAUGUAGACAUUAGCUCAGAAUGGUAAAUUAUAUUUGAAUGUUUACAAUAUAGUAGCUUCUAAUUAAAUGGUCCAGCAGCAAACAAUAUGUCCCUUGGGGCUUUUAAGUACUUUGCUAUCAGCUGUUGCUGGGUGAGUUUGCUAAAUGCAGUGGUGAGACUUCUUGUGAAAAAAAGUAGUGGUUAAACCGUCUUGCUGGCUGGUGGAUAAAUGUGCACUCCAAUACAGUGCCAAAUCAGACAUAACAAAAGCUUCCAGAUUUAAUGUCCUGAUCUUUUCUAACUUGGAAUGUCAGCCAACUCGAUGUUGGAGGGCAGGGAUGGGAAAUAGACUCUUUCUGUCUCUCUGGUGACUGUGCUGGAAUGUGCCCAGCCCAGCUAUGGGCAUUGAGAAUAAGGUUGGGCUUAGUUGUAGCGGCCCCAUGGACAAAUAGCCUCACUGUCUGACUUGACAUGAAGAAUGGUACUUAAGUGAGAUCCAGAGAGCUUUGGCCUCAUGUGGAGGAAUAUCCCAGCACAAGGCAGCAGCUUCAGAAAAGAAAGGAUAAAAUCGGGUGAAGGGAAUGGCUUUGGAGUUAGUCCCAGCAGAGGGCUAAAGAACAUGUUUAAUUAGAUAGCAUCAUUUUCUUCACUUUCAUUAGUUCCUAACACAUAACGUUCUCCUUCAUAAACAGUUGUGUGAAGUGUUUGAGUAUCUUGAGGCAGAAUUCCUCAGGAUGACAUUGGGUCCAACAGCAUCUAUCAGUUCUCCCUGAUAGAGCAGUAACAUGUAACUUUUACAAAACAAUAACUCAAAGUGUUUGAACUGGGCUUUUGAUGUGUGAAAUUAGUUGAAGCUUGGGUCAGGUGGGAAGCAUUUAGGCACUGAAAUCAGUCACAGCCAAGUCACUGAUGGACAACACAAAUUUGUUGUCAGUGAAUAAUGAUCAGCCAUCAGAGUGACAGCUUUCUUUGGGCCCGUGGAUUCAGAUCAGUUUCACAUGCCCUACUGUGGUGGGCUGAUCAUUGAGCUGAUGAUGAAGCUGUCUGGUGUAGUAGCAAUUGUGCCACUCUCUUCACACCCCAAGAAGUGUGGUGUCAGUCUAACUAUCAAUUCUGCCAGCAGUGUUUUGUGAUUAGUUUUUUUUUUCUCUUAUUUUCAAAAGGUCCUUUGCAGUCUUAUGUUUUGGAAUGAGAUUUACCCUUGAGAAUAUGGUGGGGCAUCUGGUCUGGUCACCUACUUUUGUGACCUAAAGAAGUCCAAAUCUGGAAGUGGUUGUGUGGAAGGAGGUUGAUCAGUUGGAGGCCUGGGGAGGGGAGUGGAUUUCAGUUACUGAGGUUGAUGCGCGUGUUAAGUGCAGUCUAAGAUAAUUUUAGAUGUGUGAUAUCCUUGGUGUUGAAGAUUUAAUGUUGACACAACCUCCUAAUAGAUGUAAAGUAUGCCUCACAGCUUGAGAUACCAAUUCUAAUUUUGCAAACCCCAAAUUAAAAUAUAACUACAAAAA